This is a messenger RNA of Fonsecaea multimorphosa CBS 102226, 4197 nucleotides long. RefSeq lists its product as uncharacterized. Lineage: Eukaryota; Fungi; Ascomycota; Eurotiomycetes; Chaetothyriales; Herpotrichiellaceae. The record is from RefSeq and is a predicted model, not a curated record. The coding region runs from base 1 to 4197 and encodes 1398 amino acids. The transcript is spliced from 8 exons. Gene Ontology annotation, molecular function: hydrolase activity, hydrolyzing O-glycosyl compounds. Gene Ontology annotation, biological process: glucan catabolic process.
AUGGCUGUCCCUUCCUUUUCCGUCGGAAAGGCGGCUUGCCACAGAUUUCUUGCGUGUUUUGUGUAUUUUCACUAUGCUUUUGCCUUUACUAGCUCGGUCUAUCAGUUGGAUUCGGAGUAUUCGGGCGCCAAUUUCUUCGAAGGCUGGGAUUUCUAUACGGGUGGCGAUCCCACUGGAGGAUUUGUGACAUAUUAUAGCCAGGGCUCCGCUCAACUCUCGGGCUUGAUCAAUGCUAGCGAUAGCUCACCGAUUUACAUUGGCACAGACUACAAAACCGUGAUCGGAUCAACACAGGCAGCCGGCAGACCUAGCGUCCGAAUUUCCACGCAGAGAUCAUGGACCCAUGGAUUGUUUAUCGGGGAUUUUAACCACGCCCCAGGAGGAGUCUGUGGAACUUGGCCAGCAUUCUGGACAUUAGGACCCAACUGGCCUUACAACGGUGAGAUCGACAUCAUGGAGGGAGCAAACUUGAUCACCAACAACGCUGCGACGUUACAUACAAACCCGAACUGCACGAUUGCUGGGGACAACAGAACUAUGACAGGCCAGUUGGGGAACAACAAUUGUGCAUACUAUCCUGGCUACAACGUCGGCUGUGGUAUAGUCGAUAGCCGAACGACCAGCUACGGUGCAGGCUUCAAUGCAAUUGGCGGCGGUGUUUAUGCGAUGCAAUGGACCUCCGCCUACAUCAGCGUCUGGUUCUUCCCUAGAGGCUCGAUCCCGAACGAUAUCACCAACAAGAACCCCAAUCCUUCCUCCUGGGGUCUUCCGUUCGCAACUAUGGAGGGCUCUUGUGUCAUCGACCAGCAUUUCCAAGCCCACAAUAUCGUCUUGAACAAUGACCUCUGCGGCGAAUAUGCGGGCGCAAGCACUGUGUGGAACUCGACGACAAACUCUUGUGCCGCACUCACAGGGUAUUCCACCUGCAAUGCAUAUGUGGCGGCGAAUCCUGCACCUUUCCAACAGUCCUAUUGGAGCAUCAACUCGGUUCGGGUGUAUCAAUUGGUGGAUCCCAGUGCCAAUGCCAGCUCCACUGGUCCAGCAUAUAUUGCAAGCAAUCAGCCCACUCAAACAAGCAUAUCAACGACUUCAUCCUCGACUCCUGUACCGACCACGAGCCUGUGCCCCACGUACAACUUCACGGUCGUCCAGUCUGGCAGUUUCCAGUACGAGAUCGAAUGUGGAGUCAACAUCGGCGGGUCUGAUAUCGGUAUACCAUAUCCCAGCUAUCAAGUCCAGUCAUUCGAAGAUUGCGUGGCCGGAUGCAGCUACUGGAAUACUUACAACAGCAGCAACAUCUGCGGCGGCGUGACAUACCAAGUCAGUGGCAAUGCGUGCUACUGGAAACGAAAUGUCGGGAGCACUCCCGCGGAUCCCAAUUUCAGAAGCGCCAGGCUCAUCUACUAUGCCUAUCCACAGGUGACGGACGAUCCUCGAUAUCAGACAUCCAGCAGCAGCAGCACGUCCUACGUUGCGACUUCGGUCACGCCUCAAUACUAUGUCGCUCCAGGGGUCACUACGUCGACAUCAUUCUCGCUGAUCUCGGAGACGCUGACGUCGAGCGUUACGGACGGUAUACCUGGAUUGGGUGGAUCGACGACUGACGACGCUUCUUCAAGCACGUCUAUUGUGACGACGACCAUGGUGGCGACAACAGGAAGCAGCUCUCAAAGCACUUCGACAGCGAUGGUGGGCGCAUUGUCGUCUACCACUUCUUCAAGCUCAAGCUCCUUCACUGGAUCCACAGCCAGCACAACGUCUGCCUCUAUUGUUUUGUCGACUUCAAGCCUGUCGACAGCAGCGACCACAAAUGUGGCACCCUCUUCUUCCUCUUCCGCUGCAGCAACCUCGACAAUGGCCAGUGCGGCUACCUCAACGAGCGAGCAGCUGCCCCUUUCGAGCUCCGCGCUGUCCAGCUCAUCAUCUGUGUCACCGAGUCGGUCCACGGCCGUCAGUACUUCGAGUCCUGUCUCUACCUCAGCCUUGUCCUCGUCAUCAACGUCGAUUCCCCCAUCCUCUACUGCCAUCUCGUCUGCAACUUCUAGCUCAUCUACUAUCACGACGGAGGCUCAACCUCCUCCGUCUUCAACGACUUCAACGACUGCCACAACAGUGUCCAGCCCCAGUUCAGCAUCCACAAACGCAAGCCCUAUCAGCACGAGCACAGUCAGCCCAGUCGUCUCCUCCUCCUCUGGUCAAGCUUCCUCUUCUGAGACUCCGUCGUCUGUCUCUUCAUCAAUUCCGCCGCCGCCGCCGUCUUCAACAGCCUCUUCGGAAUCUCCAACAUCACCUCCCACGACCAGCCCACCGACGACCAGCCCACCAACGACAACCAUCAGCUUAGUAGCUUCGGAAUCCACCUCGUCCUCACCACCGCCGCCGCCAUCUUCGCCUUCAUCAACAUCCAACUCUGCCUCUUUGUCUUCCGCCUCGACUACACAAAUCAUAAUCAGUAGCAGCAGUUCGUCUCCCUCCUCCAGCUCUCCGGCCUUUUCAACCACUGCUCCAGUCACAACAGUCGAGUCAACGACAACCACUACUACAACAGAUACUCUUCCGGGCCCGACGCAAGUUUCCUCCUUCACAUUUGCAGGCUGUCUGGGUCCGCGGCCGGAGACUGCGUUUGCCGUCAGCUUUCAACUUGUGGAAGACUCCCCACUGAUGUCCAUUGAGAGAUGUGUCGAGGACUGCUCUUUGGGCAUUUACGCCGGCAUUUACGAUACCCAAUGCUACUGCUCCUCAUACUCGCUCCCCCUCGACACCUCGUCGUCCGAGGACUUUAUCCAAUACCCGGAUUCUGCAUGCAACACCACCUGCCCGGGCAAUUCCGCGGAGAGAUGCGGUGGUGUCGCGCAACUCACUCCUCCAGAUCGGCUCGCUAGGAGACAACUCACCGAAGUGAACGGUGACAUUAUCCUGCUGACCAUGUACAACAACACGGGUGUUGAUGGCGGCGGCGGCGGCGGCGGUUCCUCGUCGACAUCGACCUCGACCUCCUCGUUGACGACAACGGCAUCCUCCGUCCCCGCGUCAAGCAUGAGCACGAGCGUCAGCAUCAGCGGCGGCGCAAGCACCUCCGCGACGACGACGGCACCACCAUCCUCAACAACAGCACCUCCAACAACUUCCACACCCUUGUCGUCGUUUUCGGAUUCCGGAAUUCUCACCUCAACAACAACAACAACAACCACCCCUACCCCGUCGCAGACUCUGACCCUCUCCCCCACGACAAUCUCAACGACCUACACCACCAUCUGCAGUCCCUGGGAUUCGAUCUCGUGCCCGACACGGACGGAAACGUGCCUCGCCACGACCAUCACGGUCCUGCAUUGCGGAUGCACGGAGAUGCCUCCGCCGCUGGUGCCCAUGACCACGACUGUUGUGGAGGCAUGCUCGACACUGACACAGGGGCUUAUUACAUCUCCUCCUGCAGGAGGAGGAGGAGGAGGAGGAGGAGGAGGAGGAGGAGGAGGAGGAGGUAGUCAGGAAGACGAGACAGAGACAAUGAUGACGACCCUCACCGUCCCAUGUACACAAUCCAUCUCGGCACUCGAGUCCGCCGUCUCAGCAUGGUCUGCUGCAUCAUACGCGCAGGCCGGCGCAAACGCCGAAGCGACUGCGACUGCAAUAGCGACAGCGCCGAUCGCCGAAGGAGCAGAAUCAGAAUCCGAGUCAGAGUCCGUGACAGAAACCGAGAACGUCCACAACUACGUGCCCUACAGCUUCCCCAUCUCCUUCCCCAUGACUACCACCACCGCCGCCACCGCAGGCCCUGCGCCGGAAGCCAACACAGUAGUGACGAAAAGCCUCGUUUUCGCCACGGCAAAAUUCCCCUUCUCGGUACCGCUGCUGCAGAAUCCCACCAAUCCUCCUUAUCCUACCGCUACAGGAGGGAUCACGAACGGCACGAAUCUGACGACGGGUGGGGAGGAGGUGCAGAACGUCACGGUGAUGCCUGUCCCGCUGUCGUCUCAAAACACCGCUAACCUCGCGACGGUGGGGGUGGGGAUGGUGCACACGGGCGCGGGAGUCAGGUUGUCUGCAUGUUUUCUUUCUUUUUCUUCGAGGAGGAGCACUGCUUCGUGGAUAUUCUCUAUCGUUGGGGGAGUCGCAGGUGGUUGGGUGUCGGUGUGGGUAGGAAUCAUCACCGUCACGACGCAUGUGGUGAUGAGUGCGGUUGGGGUGUUGAUUGAUUAG